AUGGAAGGAGACGGAUCUCCUUCGAACGACAAAAACAAGGACUCGAAGGAGGAGGACGACCCGAGCAAGAAGAAGAAAAAGCGCUUCGAGCCACGCGCCGCGACUCGUCAAGGUCGUCGGCGUCGUCGGAAGGGUCCUUCCGGUCUCAACAAGACACCAACUAUUCUUCCGAAUUCCAAAUGUAAACUGCGUUUGCUAAAGCUCGAUCGCGUCAAGGAUUUCCUGCUGCUCGAGGAAGAAUUUAUCCGCAAUCACCAAGCCCUCACGGCAACGAACCCCAAUUCGUCUUUGCAGGAUCGCGAUAAGGAAGAACGGGAGAAUCUGGAAGAACUCCGCGGGACGCCACUCGGCGUGGGAUCGCUCGAAGAAAUUAUCGACGACAAUCACGCCAUU
Phaeodactylum tricornutum CCAP 1055/1 is the source of this 393-nucleotide messenger RNA. RefSeq lists its product with no specific name. Lineage: Eukaryota; Bacillariophyta; Bacillariophyceae; Surirellales; Neidiaceae. The transcript has a single exon. The record is from RefSeq and is a predicted model, not a curated record. The annotation marks the transcript as partial.